This is a messenger RNA of Cavia porcellus (domestic guinea pig), 4312 nucleotides long. RefSeq names its product F-box-like/WD repeat-containing protein TBL1X. The record is from RefSeq and is a predicted model, not a curated record. The transcript has 18 exons. Gene Ontology annotation, cellular component: histone deacetylase complex. The coding region runs from base 426 to 2018 and encodes 530 amino acids. Gene Ontology annotation, biological process: regulation of transcription by RNA polymerase II. Lineage: Eukaryota; Metazoa; Chordata; Mammalia; Rodentia; Caviidae. Gene Ontology annotation, molecular function: transcription corepressor activity; protein binding.
AAUACCUCAGCUUAAGCUUGCAUAAGCCCAGGGAGCCCCGGAGCACCAGAAGGCAGGCUCACGGAACGGGCCUAUCAAGUCCUUCUGGGGCUUCUCGAAUGACAACUGAUACUUAAUAAGACACAAUGUGUUCUGCUGAUUCACAAUUAUGGAGACUGUGUAGCAGGAGAUAGACGAGGGGCCUAGAGAGAAAGUGCGGGCCAAAGGAGAGAUUUGCUGACACCUGUUUCUGAGUCUCUUCUGGCUCCAGAUGAAAUUUAGGAGUGAUUUCUCUAGAUCUAUGAGGCUGGUCCCUGCAGGCAGGUGCCUCAAGCAGUCUGCAACAGAUGCUGGCCACUCACUGGCUCAAAGGUCUACACAUGAAGUCACCUAACUAGGGUGGCUACCACUUCGUGAAGACCUCAUCAACUCGAGGUGGGCCUAAGAUGAGCAUAACCAGUGACGAGGUGAACUUUCUGGUGUAUCGGUAUCUCCAAGAAUCAGGUUUCUCCCACUCAGCCUUCACAUUUGGGAUUGAGAGCCACAUCAGCCAGUCCAACAUCAAUGGGACACUAGUGCCACCAGCUGCCCUCAUCUCCAUCCUGCAGAAGGGCCUGCAGUAUGUGGAGGCUGAGAUCAGCAUCAACGAGGAUGGCACGGUGUUUGACGGCCGCCCCAUAGAGUCCCUGUCCCUGAUCGACGCGGUGAUGCCCGACGUGGUGCAGACGCGGCAGCAGGCGUUCCGGGAGAAACUCGCUCAGCAGCAGGCCAGUGCCUCAGCGGCCGCGGCGGCGGCUACAGCACCAGCAGUAGCAACUACCGCAACAGCCACGACAGCGCCAGCAGCUGCUUCUCAGCAGAACCCUCCGAAGAACGGAGAGGCCACGAUGAACGGGGAAGAGAACGGAGCGCAUGCAAUCAACAACCACUCAAAGCCCAUGGAGAUAGAUGGGGACAUUGAAAUUCCUCCCAGCAAAGCCACCGUCCUUCGGGGCCACGAGUCCGAGGUGUUCAUUUGUGCCUGGAAUCCUGUCAGCGACCUACUAGCCUCUGGGUCCGGUGAUUCCACCGCUCGGAUAUGGAACCUCAAUGAGAACAGCAGUGAGGGCUCCAUGCAGCUCGUGCUGAGGCACUGUAUCCGAGAGGGAGGCCACGACGUCCCGAGCAACAAGGAUGUCACCUCACUGGACUGGAAUAGCGAUGGGACACUGCUGGCUACAGGUUCCUACGACGGUUUUGCGAGAAUAUGGACAGAAGAUGGUAACUUGGCUAGCACCUUAGGCCAGCAUAAAGGACCUAUCUUUGCCUUGAAGUGGAACAAGAAGGGGAAUUACAUUUUGAGUGCUGGUGUAGACAAAACGACAAUAAUUUGGGACGCCCACACAGGAGAAGCCAAGCAGCAGUUUCCUUUUCAUUCAGCCCCGGCUCUCGAUGUGGACUGGCAGAACAACACUACUUUCGCCUCUUGUAGCACAGAUAUGUGUAUUCACGUGUGCAGACUUGGCUGCGACCGCCCAGUCAAAACCUUCCAAGGACACACGAAUGAAGUCAAUGCCAUCAAAUGGGAUCCUUCCGGAAUGUUGCUAGCAUCCUGCUCUGAUGACAUGACAUUAAAAAUCUGGAGUAUGAAGCAGGACACCUGUGUGCAUGACCUUCAGGCCCACAGCAAAGAGAUCUACACCAUCAAGUGGAGCCCCACAGGGCCUGCCACCAGCAACCCAAACGCUAGCAUCAUGUUAGCGAGCGCUUCAUUUGAUUCUACGGUUCGGCUGUGGGAUGUGGAACGAGGCGUCUGCAUCCACACACUGACCAAGCAUCAGGAGCCUGUCUACAGUGUAGCAUUCAGCCCUGAUGGGAAGUAUCUGGCCAGCGGUUCCUUCGACAAGUGCGUGCAUAUCUGGAAUACUCAGAGCGGAAGUCUGGUCCACAGCUACCGAGGCACGGGUGGCAUCUUUGAGGUGUGCUGGAACGCUCGAGGCGACAAAGUGGGUGCCAGCGCUUCCGAUGGCUCUGUGUGUGUUUUAGACCUGCAGAAGUAAACAUAAAAUACAGAGGGGAAAAAAAUUGUAACGGACCAGCAGCGAAUGCAUGGGCAGCUGCACUGUUCCAACUCUCAGCUCCCAAAGCAUUUGAGCAUGACCCACCUGAGAGUGUGCUUUGACAUCAGCUCAUCUCUAGCCACAGAUGUCUGUCUUCUUUCCUAAUCUUCACUCAGAAGUUUAAAAACCAAGCAAACCCAAACGAAUACACAUGGUCAUUAUCAACAGGGGAAAAAAGUCUCCACCUAGGACAUCCUGCCGGGGAAGGAUGAAGCCAUCAGCGGCUUGGUUUGCAUCCACCUCAGACUCUGAUGGCCGACAAGUGUGGGAAAAGCUGUGCUAAAAAAAAAGAAGAAAAAGAGAAAUGUUGUGAGAAACCAAAAGGGGAAAAAACACCUCUCCUGAUGCCCCCCACCCUGUCAAUUUGGACCCUACAGUCACUCUCAUAAAGGGUAUGUGCAGAGGGUGUAUUUGGAGACCAGUGUGUACCCGUGAAUGAUGCACAACUUUGUAAUCCCAGCACCUUCUACUUUCUAGAACCUUCUUUGUUCAGUGGGUUUUCUAUUCGCUGGAACUCUGUCAUCCGCAGGCCUUGGUUUAAGAUGGAAAUGUUUUGAGUUGGUUGUUUCUUCCCUCCCACACCCACCCCAUGCUGUUUUCCUUUGUCUGGUGUGGUCUUGCCCUUCAUGACACCCGCAGCGGACGUGGCCACGUGGACCUGGUGACAAAACCAUGGAUGGACAGCUCCCCCGCUCUGCCCUUCGCUCACACCUGCUCUGUCCCUCUCUCAUGGUCCUUUCACAUCUGAGUUCACAAAGGGCACUUUCGGCGUUCAGUAAGUGCUUUAUGUAAGAAAGCGGGGAGGGGGAGUUUUUACAGGAGAAAAAAAUGACUUAUAAGAGAAAGAGCCUGGAGUAUUUUUGGAAAAAAAAGAUAAUAUUUUUAUGUUAAAACAAUUUUAAAAUCCUGAAGUGACCAUUGGACACAGAGAGCUUUGUGUGAUUCCUAUUUUAGAAACACUGAUGUUUAAGGACAUACAGGUAGUGGGAGGCAGCUUGCCCUUUCCCUCCAGUGGUGUGGAAGGUGGCCGACGGCUGGGUGACGAGCCUAGCCACAGGGGCUGUGCGCUCCUUCCUGUCACACCAACAAAGCCGAAGUGCUAUGAAGUGAUGGGUGCCCUUUUUGAGCAUAACAGGUGUCCCUACUUCCAGGAUGCAUUAGUUCAGUAUGCAGGCCGUUGGGGGUUCAGACAAGCACCAUUUUUAGUGCACCCCAAAAAAACACACAUUCCUCUCUGCCAAGCAUUAGCUGUCCAGUGUCAGCCCAUUGUCCUAAUAUGACUCAUGCAGUCCACCAUGAGGGUUGAAGGCAUGGCAUGUAAGGGGUUCACUAGCCAAUCUGGGCCUAGAUUCCAGGGCUGGGGUCUCACACCCUGAGGGAGUGAAGCCACCACUUCAUCUUCUUGCAUAAAGCGGGCUACCAUGUCCCCUGCUGUCCAUCAGCACAGCAGAGGACAGGUCAGAGCAUGUAGACCCAGCUAGAGAAUGCUGCUACUCAUGCUCCGGAAGUGUAUCCCACUCUCAGCAGCUCUGAUCACCUGGCCACUGGAGCCAGCACACACAGUUUGCAGCCAAGGGCCAUGUGUCACAUUGCCCAACCUUGUCUGCUGCUCUGAGGGAUGCUUCAGUCUCAGUGGCCGAAUGUAACCUUGCAGGCAGAUACAAGUGACCACAAGCCUUGCCCAGCACAUGCCUGGGAAAGGGAGUCGCCCCACAGAGGACUGAGUGGGCCAGAGGCACGAGAUGGAGUUGGCUCUCCUACCCUGACAACACCAAUGCCGUACUUGACCUGUUCUGUCUUUCUCAAACAUAGAUCAUGGAGCCUAGCCAAGUGCACUUUGUCCAUGUGAGGAUCUGCUUUGUUCCUUGUUAUUUUUCUCUUUUUUUAACCUCUCAUUUCCCCUUUAUUUUUUUUUUUCAUUGUAUUUCUUGUCAGAUAUAGAAAUGUUUCUUCCACCACUCACUGAAGUUUUGAAUUCUGGCUUCUGCGGUUUUUAUUGUCUGUGUCAGACAUACAGCCAGAUGUGGUUCUCUGUCAACAUUUUCUAGAUUCUGUUCAACAGCAUUGACUCCCCACCUCAGUUUUGUUCUGUAUCCCUAACCCCCACUCAUCCCUCACACUCUUGGAGAGAAAAAAUAAAUCACCUUGUGUGUCAUAGCUCAUUUAUUUCCAGCGAGAAUCAACAGAUCAUGUUCAGUGUCUUGAAUAAAUUGCUCUAUUUUGAUAUUAGAGAA